AGUGAACAAUGAGCUGCCUGGACCUUCAGGAUGUGGUUGCUGGGGGUGGGGGGCAUGUGGCUAGUUCAAGGAGUGUGAGAGAGGGACCACUAGGGGCAGGGAGGAUAGUUCAUUAUGUGUCUCCUGGGUUGAGAGGGAAGCAAGGAUCUGGGAAGUGUGUGUGCUGUGUUGGGGUUUUGUGGGAGAACUCCUGGGAGUUGGGGCCUCUUGGGAGGAGAGGGGCAUUGCAGGUGGUAUGAGUGGGAAAUUGGGAUAGUGGCAGACGGCUGAGUAGAGGGAGGGGAAGAAGAAAGCAUUAGGAGGAGGAAGGAAUGAGGUUGAUUAGCUUAACUGCCCAUGGGGUGAGGGAGUGGAAACACAGGGACCAUGUCUGAGUGAUCCCAUUGUAACCACCUAGCUCCAUCUGUAAUGCACUGGUUCUCUUCAGCUCAGUCUGAGGGGGAGAAAAAAGAAAUGAGCAAGAACACAAGACCGCCUCCACCACCAGGACGCAGUGGUGCUGCCAAAGCCAGACAGAUGGGUUUGCUAGUGGAUUUCUCUCCAGAUGGGAUGAUGGACAAUGAUGAGGAGGAUGGUGAACUGGAAGCAGAAUUAAUAGCUAUUGUCGGAGGCCGGCCAGAUUCAAAAGAGAAGCCAAAAGGGAAAACCCCUUUGCCCAUGGAAGCUAUCGAGAGAAUGGCCGCUCUCUGCAUGAAGGACCUGGAUGAAGAGGAUGGGGAAGAGGAAGAAGAUCUGGAAGAUGAAGAUGAUCUGAUGGCGGAACUCAAUGAAGUCCUGGGUGAAGAGAAAGAAAUCAAGGAUGCCACAAUACCUGCUGUUAAGGUGAAUGAAACUCCAGCUGAUUCCAGCAGCGUAGAAUCUACUCUGGUGGAAAGGCUGGAAAUGUACAGAACAGCCAUCGCUAACGCAAAGCAAGCUGGAGACGGGGCCAAAGUGCGCAGAUAUGAACGAGGCCUCAAAACAUUAGAAAACAUGCUGACCUCUGUGAGGAAGGGCAAAAAGAUUGAUGAGGAAGAAAUCCCCCCCGCAGUUGCACUAGGAAAGAGCGGGAACUCCCAGCUGCCGUCCCCUUCUCCACUGACUCUGUCAUCCCAGAGCUCCGCACCCAAUGGAAAGUUCAGUUUAUCCAGCCAUUCUCCUCCACAGCCACCCACUGCAGCACCUCCACAGGCACCCUCUGUGGCAUCUCCCAAGCCGCCACCUCCUGCGUCUCCCAAACCGUCACCUCCUGUACUUCCAAAGCCAGCCCUGUCCUUGCCCAUCAGAUCCCCGGAGACACCAGAGGAAAAACCUGUCCCAUUGGCAGUAUCGGGUUCUGAAAACUUCAGCACCCAGGCCCUCCUACAGGACAGGCAGCGGGAGUACAAGCUAGCCGCAUUGCACGCUAAACAACAAGGCAACGUCGAGAUGGCCAGUAAAUACUACCGCAUCGCUAAGAGCUUUGAUCCCAUUCUAGAAGCUUUGGGGAAAGGUGAAACCGUGGAUCUGGGGCAUCUGCCCCCACCUCCAGACCAGCUGUCCAAGGAGCUGUUGUCCCCAGGUCUACAACAACAAUCUGCUGUGUCGACAACCAUGCCUUUAGCAAAAUCAGCAGCCCCUGCUGCAGUAGAGCUCCCUCCACCCCCGCGAGACAUGUUGGAAGCCCUGCAGCAGAGGAUGGAGCGGUACAAAACAGCCUCCGCUCAGGCCAAGAGCAAAGGAGAUGACCGGAAGGCAAGAAUGCAUGAGCGCAUUGUGAAGCAAUAUCAAGAGGCCAUCCGAGCUCACAAAGCAGGAAAAACUGUGGAUUUUGCUGAGCUGCCUGUUCCACCAGGCUUCCCACCCAUCCAUGGCAUGGAGGCUUCAUCAGGAGACCAAAGCAUCAUGGGAGUCCUGGAAACCGCUAUAAAACUAGCCAAUCAGGAAGACCGAGAGAAUGAUGAGGAAGAUGACAAUGUGGAGGGGAUGAAAAAGCAGGGCUCCCGCCCUGCGCUGUCAAAGCCAACCGCCUCGUCCCAGCCCAAACUGGUUCCACGUGUAUCUUCAGGAGGUACCUCUGCAGCAGCAAAUCCUGCUGGGACUGGCAAAUCCACUGCAAAAGCCACCACAAAAGCCCAACAGCAGCUGGCUUUCCUGGAGGGCAGGAAAAAACAACUGAUGCAGGCGGCGCUUCGAGCCAAACAGAAGAAUGACAUUGAGGGAGCAAAGCUGUUCCUACGUCAGGCCAAGGGACUUGACCCCAUGAUCGAGGCGUCCCAGGGUGGGCUUCCUGUUGACAUAACCAAAGUGCCUCAAGCCCCAGUGAACAAGGAGGAUUUCGUGCUCGUGCAGCGUCGUGGGGUCAGCAUCUCCCCAGAGGCUGCCAGCCAGUACAUGGAGGUCAUGAAGCUGAUGAGGCAGCAGCACGAGAUGUGUUUGAAUUACUCCAAGCAGUUCACUCACUUAGGGAAUAUCGCCGAAACAACUAAGUUUGAGAAGAUGGCAGAGGAUUGCAAGAAGAACAUGGAAAUCUUAAAGCAAGCCCAUGCCAAAGGCUUCCCAUUGCCCAAGUACCACUAUGAGCAGAGGACUUUCAGUGUGGUCAAGAUCUUUCCUGAGCUGAACAGCAAUGAUAUGGUCCUUACUAUAGUGAAAGGGAUCAACCUCCCAGCUCCUCCAGGCGUGACUCCCAAUGACCUGGAUGCCUUCGUACGCUUCGAGUUUCCCUACCCCAACGCGGAGGAAGCUCAAAAAGAUAAGACCAACGUGAUCAAAAACACAGAUUCACCCGAAUUCAAAGAGCAGUUCAAGCUGUAUAUUAAUCGUGGCCACCGAGGGCUCAAGAGAGUCUUUCAGACCAAAGGCAUCAAGUUUGAGGUUGUCCACAAAGGGGGGCUAUUCAAGACAGACCGCGUUGUGGGCACAGCACAGCUGAAACUGGAGGCCCUGGAGACAAUGUGUGAGCUUCGGGAGAUUGUCGAGCUACUGGAUGGCCGCCGGCCCACAGGGGGGAAGUUGGAGGUGAUUGUGCGGCUAAGGGAGCCUCUGAGUUCUCAGCAGCUGGAGACAAGAACAGAGAAAUGGCUGGUGAUUGAUCCUCAGACCAUGUCGGCGGUUGCUCUCCCCAAACCAAAACCAACAGUCGGUCCAGUAAGGGACGUGGGCAACAGCAAACCCAUUCACACUCUGCACAGCUUGAACGUUUUAGCCUUUGACAAGGAGAAGCUGGAAAAGAAGGUGCUGGCGUACAGACAGGCUCACAGGCCGCUUCCCAAUGAGCUAGUGGAACAGCUCCAGGACAUCACGCAGCGGAGCCAGUGGCUGAAAUCCCAGCUGCAGCACGGGGGCCCUGCGUUCAGGAAAGAGUACCUGUUGCAGCUGGAGAGGUUCCUGCAGUUCUACACUGAUUCGGCGCGGCGUCUCGGGAACGAGGGCAAUCGGGAUGCCGCCAAGGAAGCCCUGUACAAGCGGAAUCUCGUGGAGAGUGAGCUUCAGAAGUUCCGCAGAUGAAGCCCUUGGUGUUUUGAAGGCCUGGGACAGAAUGGCCCACCCCCCUACACUGCACUCCUCUUCCCCCCAUGGGGGAGAAACUAGACAGACACUAAUGGGGGGGUGGAGUUCCUUUCUGUCGAGGGGGAAGAUGUACUGGAGGGGAUGGGAAAGGCCCUGAAAUUGACCUUGCAUCCUCUGUUAGUGCAGGGCGGGUGCUGUCCUUGUGCCCUUCCCCACCCCGCUCUGGUGGUAGGAGUGAGCUCAGGCCCUGACCUCACCCCCCAGAACAGCCCCACCCCAAACCCUGAGGUGCAUGAUGCCCCACAGGGAGAAGAGCCAGACAAUCACAUGACAAUCACUUUGCCCCUCUGCUCACGGAGAAGCACAGAUGCUAGAGUCCACCCCGCUGCUGGUCCCCAGCUUAGCAGGAGAGCACUUUAUUCACUAGGGUUUGUUUCUACAGGGGCUGAGGCUGCUCUAGGGCAGAUACCUGUGGCAAACAGGUGCUGACCACAGGUCCUGCCUCCCUUUGGCAGGCUCAGCCCGGGGCUGCGAGGGCCGACAGUACUGCAGCGUGCAGGACUCUUCAUCUCUGUAAUAGUUCCCGGCCUGUUCUCAGCACCAUCUGACGGGGGCCUGGGCUGGAUCUGUGGCUCAUGCACCCUGUUCCUAGCCACAGGUUUCCGUCCUAGUCCAGGCAUGACCUGGUGCAAAGGGAAACUGCCCCGUCCCAUCUCCUGCCCUGUCCCUCAAAGCCCAGUCUGAGCCAGGGUGGGAGUUGUGCUAGAAUUCUGGGGGCAAGCUCCCUGUCAUGGGGCACUGGUGCUGGCUGGAGCAGGGCUCUUCAGGGCCAUUGUCUCUGCGACCCCCUUCCCCCUAGGUAAAGUGCAAUCCACACUGCCCUUUCGGGCACUGGUUUCUAAGGGGGCUUCGUACUGCGCAGCGCCCAGGGCCAGGCAAAGGCUGCGACCUGUGAGCACUGCCCUGUGCUCCCCCCCCCCCCAAAGGUAGGGAGGCCCCAGGAGAGGGGGCAUUUACCCUUCGCUCAGAUAAUCCAGUCCCCGGUGCUGUUCCUGGGGACUGCCCCAUCCUCUGCCUGCAGCAGCAGCUCUCGGGGACGGCUCCAGCGCCUGUCUGCAUCACACAGACAAACGGUGCGUGGUGUGACCAGUGCACGUCCCCGGACGCCCCCCACGCCCUUCACCAGCCCGUAUCACCAGAGCUCCUGCUUUGGCAGCAGCUGCUCUUCCAGCCUCUGCCUGCGUUGUGGGAGGCAGGGGCUUCGUGAGCAGAGAUGGGCAGAAAACCCUUUCCCUAGCCCCGAGACACUGUCUGAGCCCCCCCCGCCCCCCCACAGCAGCAGGGUGAGAGCCGGGGCGGUAUGUGGGGCAGGAAGCUGCUUUAAGGAGUCAGAGCAGGGACGCAGCGAGUGUGAAUGUGGCGCUGCCUUUGGCUCCAGAGGAUGCCAGGCGAAGGGAGGCCGUUCCUGCCAGCUCCAGCCCAGGCCAGGACGAUCCCAGGGAGCGAAAGGUGCCAGAGUGUAGCUCAGAGCAGCUGCCCCAACGGCCAGAACUGGCUCCCGUGUAAAUACCGACUAAAACUUCCGCACCUUCUCCGACCUCGAUGACACUGAAGAUGCUCCCUCCCCCUUCUCCCCAGCAUGGCUCAUGGCAACCUCUACCCACCCCUGAUUUGCACUCUGGUCAUAGCUCAUCUUGCACGGAGGGGUCCCUGCACCAAUGCACUUUGCACGCACCUCUCCCCCAGGGAUGGCAGGCCCCAGCUGCUCAGGCUGCUUUGUUCAGGAUUCGCAGGGCUCCAGGCAGAGGAUGCCUGGGGAGGGUGGUACACGCUGUGAACUGCCAACCCCGUCAUGGGCCUGCUACUUUAAGGAGGCUGUGAAAGAAGGAAGUGGAGAACAGGGCUAUUUCUCGAAACUUACCUGAUCCACCCAGAAGGGCUACUGAUCCACCCAGAAGGGCUACUGGGCCCGUUUGAGGGCUGUCCAGGAUCCCCCUUGCCCUACACGUCCCACUAGAACCCAGUCACUUACUGGCAGUGGCCAUAGAGGAACCU
Molecule: messenger RNA, 5526 nt
Organism: Chelonoidis abingdonii (Abingdon island giant tortoise)
Lineage: Eukaryota; Metazoa; Chordata; Testudines; Testudinidae
Gene: CC2D1A
Product: coiled-coil and C2 domain containing 1A
Molecular function (GO): DNA-binding transcription repressor activity, RNA polymerase II-specific
Source: RefSeq, a predicted model, not a curated record